UGUGUUUUCUGUCAUUGGUGUGGUCCAGCUGCUGCUGUGUCUCUUCGCUCAGGGAUUUAUUUCACUCAGACUUGAGCUGCAUCAGAGAAGUCUGGAGGUGUAGUGAAACCAGCUUCAGAGAGGCUUUCCUCUGAUCUGAUGUGAGCGGUAACGGCUAACACAUCUGACAGACUUCGAGAGGAACAGAGCUCCACUACAUGGAUUUACUUCAAGAGACUUGAAGAGCUUCAGGAGCUCUGAAAACAUUCCCUUUGGAAGCGACUGGAAAUUGAUCUCCGACCCUCGGACCUUAUCUACUCCAGUUUGGAGAAUGGAAAUUUUAACUUCUCCUUAGCAGACGUUAUUUAUAUAUAUUGCAGGCCUAUAUUGACUUUGCACAUUGGCGUCUUGCUGAAACUGUGCUGAAAACAUUCAGAGAAGCACAAACAAAGAUCCAAGGCGGUCAAGAGACGGGCAUGUUGGACGACUCAAAGGUUAAGACCGAGCUGGGUGUCGCCAAGCUCGGGAACGUCCCCGAACCCCUGAAACCACGUCCAUCAUUGAGAACUCCUAAUCCUGAUGAGGAACCCAAUAAUCACACUAUAAAUGGACUUAGCAAUGGCACUUCAUCCCAGAACGUCCCACACUGGACUCAGGCUGAUGACAGGAGACACAGUCUGGCCACGCUAUCUGAGAGCUCGAGGACUUCCACUGAGGUUUCUCUAAGCUCCCGCAGCAGGUUCAUAGUGGAUAAAGAGCUGCAGGGAUCCCGCUGGAGCUGCUGUUUCCGUGCGGUGAACAUGGCGUUCCUGCGCUGUCUGGAGGAGACGCCGCUGCUGGUGUCUGGAUUACUGCUGGCCAUCCUCUUCUGCGGGACCAUCAUCAUCAUCAUCCCCUCCACCGGACGGAGCCUGAGCGUUCACGUGGCAGCGUUUGCAGUGGUGUGUGUGCUGGUGUGUGUCUGUGUGCCUCUGCUGCUGUGUUUGCCGUGUAUGCCGGUGAUUCGGAGAGGAAAAACACCUCUCGCACUCUUCAUCUGGUCCAUGCUCUUCAUCGUGGCCUUCGUCUUCAUCUUCACCGGAGGUGUCGUCACGGCCUGGGAGCAGGUCGCGUUCUUCCUCUUCCUCUCAUUGUCUGUUUAUACGGUUCUUCCUCUCCCGCUCUCAUGGGCUCUGAUCUUCGGCAUCGGGACCAGUGUGUGUCACAUCAUCAUCAUCAGUGUGUAUGUGUCUGUCACCAGCCCUCAGACACAAGACCUGGCCGUGCAGCUGGUGGCGAACGCAGUGCUGUUUGUGUGUGUUAAUGCCGUGGGUGUGUUUCACCUGUGGCACACUGAACACGCUCAAAGGAAGUCCAGCAAGAAACGGGAAGAUUUCAGCAGAAACCGCGCCACACAAGCCAAACAGAAACGUGACCAGGAGCAUCUGCUGCUGUCUGUGCUGCCGCGAUACAUCGCCAUGGAGCUGAAGACGGAGAUCGUCAAACGUCUGUCGGCCAAAUGCAGCACCGAAGAGAACCUACCAAACUUCCACACUCUCUACGUCCGACAACACAGGGACAUCAGUAUCCUGUAUGCUGAUAUCGUGGGCUUCACGCACCUGUCCAGCACCUGCACACCUGAGGAGCUCGUGGCCGUCCUCAACAAACUCUUCGGCAGGUUUGACGACAUCGCCAAGAAGAACGGCUGUCUGCGUAUUAAGAUCCUGGGCGACUGUUAUUACUGUGUGUCGGGUCUUCCUGAUCCGAUCUCUCAUCACGCUCGCAACUGUGUUCAGAUGGGUCUGGACAUGUGCACGGCCAUAAAUAAGCUGAGGGAGGCGACGGAAGUGAACAUCAACAUGCGUGUUGGCGUGCACACGGGUAACGUCCUGUCCGGCGUGAUCGGUCUUCAGAAGUGGCAGUACGACGUCUGGUCAGAUGACGUGACUCUAGCCAAUCACAUGGAGUCUGGAGGAGUGCCUGGGAGAGUCCACAUCACAGAGGAGACGUACGCUCACCUGGACAGGAAAUACCAGGUGGAGGAAGGAAACGGCGGGAGUCGCGCUUCCACGCUGCAGGGAAGGAGAACGUUCCUGGUCAUCGAUCCUUAUGCAGAAAACUCCGACACGACACCGAAGACUCAUGAGCUGAAGGUAGACAGCAAGCCUGUGAACCGUCAGAAGCUCCGCGCGUCGGUUCGGAUGUCACAGUACCUGCAGUCCUGGAACAGCGUCAAACCGUUUUCUGGACUCAACCAACCAGAGACUUCGCUCACAGCCCCGCCCACUUCUAACAGCAUCAGCCAACCACAGCCGUUCAUAGUCAGUGGCACAAACGCUCCAAGAUGUCUGGAAAAUGGACCGGUAGACUCAUUAGACUCUCUGGGAAAUGAAAAGGAACGAGUGAAGCUGAAUAGUGUGACUUUAUUUUUUAAUAAUAUUAAGCUGGAGAAACAGUAUUCGUUAAGUGAAGCCCAGGGGCUUCAUCGCUCUGUCAUAUGUUUGGCCUUCAUCUUCAUCUCUGUGUUUGUGGUUCAGAUGCUAAUCUCGCAAAAAAAUUUUGCGCUGGCGGUGUCAUAUGGCGCCACUUUCCCUGUCCAAAUACUGAUUGUGCUUGUGGUCUUCACUAAAUUCAUGAAGCGCUGGCACUCUAAAUUUCCCCGCAGCAUCUGCUGGGUCUCGACGCUGUUUGAAGGUGUGGCCACCAGGGCGGCGCUGCGGCUGCUGCUGGUGAUUCUCUGUCUGCUCAUCACGCUGCUCAUGGCAGUGCUGAACAUAGUUUUUAUCCCAGGCGAUAACUGUUUAAAUGUUUCCCACAAUACAACAGUACUGAACACUCUCAAUCUCUACACUGUGCCGUAUUAUCUGUACUGCUGUCUGCUGGCGAUGUUGGGUGUGAUUGUGUUUGUGCGUGUGAGCGUGUCUGUUAAAGUCUUCCUCCUGACCCUCGCUGUGGUGGUUUAUCUCGCACUCUUCCUUCACGUUUACGCGCCGCGCUCCGACUGCUACAUCAAACAGCUCUACAGUGACAACAGCACGCCAGGAGUUCUUAAGGAGCCCAAGAUCAUGUCUGGCAUCUGGCUGGUCAUUUUCUAUCUGAUUUCCCUUAUUCUCAUGCGACAGGACGAGCUGGGCUCUCGGACCGAGUUCCUGCUGGAGAAGUGCUUUAAUAAAGAGACGGAGGAAAUGGAGACCACGAAGAACGUCAACAGACUCCUGCUGCAGAACCUUCUGCCAGAACACGUCACAGAAUUCUUCAUCGGCAAAGACAUCCAGAACCAGGACUUGUACAGUAAGUCAUGCGAGUGCGUCUGCGUGAUGUUCGCGUCCGUGCCACAUUUCUUCAAGGAGUUUUACAACGAGAGCAGCGUGAACAACGACGGUCUGGAGUGCCUUCGCUUCCUCAACGAGAUCAUUUCAGACUUUGACGAGCUGCUCAACAAGCCCAAGUUCAGCGCUGUGGAGAAGAUCAAGACCAUCGGCAGCACCUACAUGGCUGUGGCCGGACUAACCAAUCCUGCCAAGACAGAGGAGAUACGAACGUGUGACAAGACAUACAGUCACAUCCGCAGCAUGCUGGACUUCGCCGUCGCUCUGAUGGGGAGACUGGAGAACAUCAACAUGCACUCCUUCAACAGCUUCAAACUGAGGAUCGGUAUAAAUCACGGUCCUCUGAUCGCAGGCGUCAUCGGCGCUCAUAAACCUCAGUAUGAUAUCUGGGGAAACACGGUUAAUGUGGCCAGCAGGAUGGACAGCACCGGAGUCCUGGAUAAAAUACAGGUGACGGAGGAGACUGCACAGGUGGCUCAGAUACUGGGCUUCAGCGUGACUCUGAGAGGAGUGAUCAACGUGAAGGGCAAAGGUCAGCUGAGCACGUACUUCAUCAACACCGAGCAUCUGAGCACUCAACAGCAGUCUGACACAUCAGUGUGACCAGUGUUUCACUGAGGUCCUGUGCAGUACCAGCCUCACAGCCAUGGCUCUACACAAACUCAACUAGUCUGCACUUAGAUUUAACCAAUUCUAGUACUUUUACAAAAAAAUCUUAACUGUAAAUUUUUUGAGGUUUAUGCAUCAUCUGAAAGAUGAAUAAAUGAUCUCUCCAUUGAUGUCUGGUUUGUUAGGAGAACAAUAUUUG
Molecule: messenger RNA, 4095 nt
Organism: Carassius auratus (goldfish)
Lineage: Eukaryota; Metazoa; Chordata; Actinopteri; Cypriniformes; Cyprinidae
Product: adenylate cyclase type 4-like
Exons: 25
Coding region: 456-3890 (1144 amino acids)
Biological process (GO): adenylate cyclase-activating G protein-coupled receptor signaling pathway; cAMP biosynthetic process; intracellular signal transduction
Cellular component (GO): plasma membrane
Molecular function (GO): adenylate cyclase activity
Source: RefSeq, a predicted model, not a curated record